CGUGGCGCCCGGGCCUGGCUGGCUGCUUCCCGCCUCAGCCGCUGCUCCGGCUCCCACUGCCUCAGACACUGUUCAGGCGGGCGAGGCGGAACGCGAGGUCCUUCGGCCCAGCCCGGUCCGGUGCGGCCCGGAUCCGUGGCACGGGAGGACCCCUACAGUGGACCAUGAGCUGGUAAUGCCCACUGAGGACUUCUGGGAGCCAUGUCAGACGAAUCCGCCUCAGGGAGCGAUCCAGACCUGGACCCGGAUGUGGAGCUGGAGGAUGCGGAAGAAGAGGAGGAGGAGGAGGAGGUGGCAGAGGAGGAGCAUGACAGGGAUGACGAGGAAGGCCUGCUUGAUGACCCAUCCCUGGAAGGCAUGUGUGGCACUGAGCAUGCCCAGCUGGGGGAAGAUGGGCAGCGGCCGCCGCGGUGCACUUCAACUACCUCAUCUCAGUCUGAGCCUUCAGAGCAGCUUAGGCACCAAGGCAAGAUGCUAGCAUCCGAAGACCCCAAAAAGAAGAGAGCUCAGAAGCCCUCCCAUAUGAGAAGAAACAUACGAAAGCUACUCCGGGAGGAUCAGUUGGAGCCUGUUACCAAAGCAGCACAGCAGGAGGAACUGGAAAGAAGAAAGCGCCUGGAACAGCAGAGGAAAGAAUAUGCAGCCCCCAUUCCUACGGUCCCUUUGGAGUUCCUGCCUGAGGAAAUUGUCUUGAGAGCAAGUGAUGGUCCCCAACUCCCGCCUCGGGUUUUGGCCCAGGAAGUCAUUUGUUUGGACAGUAGCAGUGGCAGUGAGGACGAAAAAAGCAGUCGAGAUGAGGUGAUUGAACUCAGUUCUGGAGAAGAGGAUACUCUGCACAUUGUGGACAGCAGUGAGUCUGUCAGUGAGGAGGAUGAGGAAGAAGAGAAGGGUGGCACCCAUGUGAAUGAUGCCUUAAACCAGCAUGAUGCUCUUGGGCGGGUCCUUGUCAACCUGAAUCACCCUCCGGAGGAGGAGAAUGUCUUCCUGGCCCCACAGUUGGCACGGGCUGUGAAACCUCAUCAGAUUGGUGGGAUCCGGUUUCUAUAUGAUAACCUAGUAGAGUCUUUAGAAAGGUUUAAGACCAGUAGUGGCUUUGGCUGCAUACUGGCCCAUAGCAUGGGUCUGGGGAAAACUCUGCAAGUGAUCUCCUUCAUUGAUGUCCUCUUCCGCCACACACCAGCCAAAACAGUCCUUGCCAUUGUGCCGGUUAAUACUCUUCAGAAUUGGCUGGCAGAGUUCAACAUGUGGCUCCCAGCUCCUGAAGCCCUCCCAGCUGACAGCAAGCCGGAAGAAGUACAGCCGAGGUUCUUCAAAGUUCAUAUCUUGAAUGAUGAACACAAGACAGUGGCAUCUCGUGCUAAAGUGACGGCUGAUUGGGUUUCAGAGGGUGGAGUGCUGCUGAUGGGGUAUGAAAUGUACAGACUGCUCACACUGAAGAAGUCCUUUGCCACAGGUAGACCGAAGAAAACGAAGAAGCGCUCUCACCCGGUCAUUAUUGAUCUGGAUGAAGAAGAUCGACAGCAGGAGUUCCGGAAAGAGUUUGAGAAGGCCUUAUGCCGCCCUGGUCCUGAUGUGGUGAUCUGUGAUGAGGGACACCGCAUCAAAAAUUGCCAAGCCAGCACCUCACAGGCUCUGAAGAACAUACGUUCUCGUCGGCGGGUAGUGCUGACUGGGUACCCUCUACAGAACAACCUCAUUGAGUACUGGUGCAUGGUGGACUUUGUGCGCCCAGAUUUCCUUGGUACUCGUCAGGAGUUCAGCAACAUGUUUGAACGCCCUAUCCUGAACGGGCAGUGUAUUGACAGCACACCUCAGGAUGUCCGCCUCAUGCGCUACCGGAGCCAUGUUUUGCACAGCCUCCUGGAGGGCUUUGUGCAGAGGAGAGGCCAUACUGUGUUGAAGAUUCACCUCCCUGCCAAAGAAGAGAAUGUGAUCCUGGUGCGGCUUUCUCAGAUCCAGCGAGAUUUGUACACACAAUUCAUGGACCGUUUCCGGGACUGUGGUAGCAGUGGCUGGUUGGGGCUGAACCCUCUGAAGGCUUUCUGCGUGUGUUGCAAGAUCUGGAACCACCCUGAUGUUCUGUAUGAAGCCCUUCAGAAGGAAAACCUAGCCAAUGAGCAGGACCUAGAUGUGGAAGAGCUUGGCUCAGCAGGGACCAGUGCCCGUUGCCCACCACAUGGCACAAAAGUCAAGGGAGAAGAUAGCACCUUGGCUUCCUCAAUGGGAGAAGCGACCAAUAGCAAGUUCCUGCAGGGAGUUGGCUUUAACCCUUUCCAGGAGCGAGGCAAUAACAUUGUUACAUAUGAAUGGGCCAAGGAUCUCCUGACUAAUUACCAGACUGGGGUCUUAGAAAACUCUCCCAAGAUGGUACUUCUUUUUCACCUGAUUGAAGAAAGUGUGAAGCUUGGGGACAAGAUCCUUGUGUUCAGCCAGAGUCUUUCCACCUUGGCUCUCAUCGAGGAGUUCCUAGGGAAACGAGACGUGCCCUGUCUGCCUGGUGCCGAGGGUCAAGGAGCACAGAAGUGGGUCCGAAAUGUCAGCUACUUCCGGCUAGAUGGUAGCACCCCUGCCUUUGAGAGAGAGCGGCUCAUUAAUCAGUUCAAUGAUCCCAGCAACCUCACCACCUGGCUGUUCCUUCUUUCUACAAGGGCCGGAUGCUUGGGUGUGAAUCUGAUUGGUGCCAACCGAGUGGUGGUAUUUGAUGCUUCCUGGAACCCUUGCCAUGAUGCCCAGGCAGUAUGUCGAGUGUACCGUUAUGGCCAGAAAAAGCCCUGUCACAUCUAUCGCCUUGUGGCUGAUUAUACUCUUGAAAAGAAGAUCUAUGACCGGCAGAUUUCCAAGCAGGGCAUGUCAGACCGGGUAGUGGAUGAUCUAAACCCAAUGCUGAACUUCACCCGGAAGGAAGUGGAAAACCUGCUUCACUUUGUUGAGAAGGAGCCAGCUCCCCAAACAUCUUUGGAUAUAAAGGGGAUCAAGGAGUCAGUCUUGCAGCUUGCCUGUCUGAAAUACCCUCACCUCAUCACCAAGGAGCCUUUUGAGCACGAGUCAUUGCUCCUCAACCGAAAGGAUCACAAGCUGACCAAAGCUGAGAAGAAAGCAGCAAAGAAAAGCUAUGAGGAGGACAAGCGCACAUCAGUACCCUAUACUCGCCCAUCGUAUGCGCAGUAUUACCCUGCCAGUGACCAGAGCCUGACCAGCAUCCCUGCCUUCAGUCAGAGGAACUGGCAACCAACACUGAAGGGUGAUGAAAAGCCUGUGGCCAGUGUUCGUCCUGUACAGUCCACCCCCAUCCCUAUGAUGCCCCGGCAUGUCCCACUCAGUGGCAGUGUAAGCUCUGCCUCCAGCACAAAUCCAUCCAUGAACUUUCCCAUCAACUACUUGCAGCGGGCAGGAGUCCUUGUGCAGAAAGUUGUCACCACGACAGAUAUUGUUAUUCCUGGACUCAACAGCUCCACAGAUGUUCAGGCAAGAAUCAAUGCUGGUGAGAGCAUCCACAUCAUCCGGGGGACGAAAGGGACAUACAUCCGCACCAGUGAUGGACGGAUCUUUGCUGUCCGGGCGACUGGCAAACCAAAGGCCCCUGAAGAUGGUCGGAUGGCUGCCUCAGUUACCUGUAUUUUAUCUCCAGGUUCCCAGGGGCCUUCUCUUGCAUCCACAAGCAAUGGCAGACACAGUGCCUCAUCACCCAAAGCCCCUGACCCUGAGGGGCUGGCCAGGCCCGUCUCUCCUGACAGCCCAGAAAUCAUCAGUGAGCUCCAGCAGUAUGCAGAUGUGGCUGCUGCUCGGGAAUCCCGCCAGAACUCCCCAAGCAUCAGUACCACCCUGCCUGGCCCUCCGGCCCAACUUAUGGACAGUAGCACCAUUCCUGGGACAGCUCUUGGAACUGAGCCAUGCCUUGGGGGUCAUUGCCUCAAUAGUUCCCUCUUGGUGACUGGCCAGCCCAGUGGUGGCAGGCACCCAGUGCUGGACUUAAGAGGCCACAAGCGAAAGUUGGCUACUCCAUCUGUCACCCAGGAGUCAGUCCGUCGGCGGUCCAGGAAGGGCCAUCUGCCAGCCCCCGUGCAGCCCUAUGAACACGGGUAUCCAGUCUCUGGCGGGUUUGCCAUGCCACCCGUCUCCUUAAAUCAUAACCUCACCGCCCCCUUCACCUCCCAGGCAGGGGAUAAUUCCCUGUUUAUGGGCAAUAACCCCUCCUACUACCAGCUGUCCAAUUUGCUGGCAGAUGCCCGCCUGGUUUUCCCAGUGACUACUGACCCUCUGGUGCCAGCAGGCCCUGUCAGUUCCUCUUCCACGGCUACCUCAGUCACUGCCAGCAACCCCUCCUUCAUGCUCAACCCCUCUGUGCCAGGGAUACUACCCAGCUAUUCACUCCCAUUCUCACAGCCACUCCUAUCAGAGCCGAGGAUGUUUGCGCCUUUCCCUUCCCCUGUGUUGCCCAGUAACCUUUCUCGGGGCAUGUCUGUCUACCCAGGCUAUAUGUCCUCACAUGCAGGCUACCCAGCUGGUGGUCUCCUCCGGUCCCAGGUGCCUCCAUUUGACUCCCAUGAGGUUGCCGAGGUGGGGUUCAGCUCCAAUGAUGAUGAGGAUAAAGAUGAUGAUGUGAUAGAGGUCACUGGGAAAUAGUGAGGAAGCCCCUUCCCACCUCACUUGGGGCCCCUAGCAGGUUACCCACCAAACUGGAAGGCAGUGAACCUGGUCUUUCUGAAAAUAGGGUACUUGGCAGGAGGGAAAAGAAAACAAAAAGGAGUGGUUGGCCAUAAUGGCAGAGCUCUAUUGCUGUUCAUUAGAAGAAAACAAAACAAAAUAACAAAGAACCCCAACAGAGCCACAAUAGUGGGAAAUCAGGGACCGAAAACAGGGAUGGAGGGGUAGGGCAACUUGCCUCUUCCUUCCUGCCUUGCUUAUGCUGUCUGCUUAUUUGCCCAUCUGAGUGUAUAAGCUCAUAUCCCAUUCUGCCUUUGGGAACAUCUCUCCCAAGAGAGCUGCCUUACUGAGUGGCUUCGUUUGGCCUGGGGAUGGGAGGGAGGAGGGAGAGUAGGGGAGA
This is a messenger RNA of Phodopus roborovskii (desert hamster), 5044 nucleotides long. RefSeq names its product RAD54 like 2 (gene Rad54l2). Gene Ontology annotation, cellular component: nucleus. The transcript has 22 exons. The record is from RefSeq and is a predicted model, not a curated record. Lineage: Eukaryota; Metazoa; Chordata; Mammalia; Rodentia; Cricetidae. Gene Ontology annotation, molecular function: ATP binding; ATP hydrolysis activity; ATP-dependent chromatin remodeler activity. Bases 202 to 4623 code for a protein of 1473 amino acids.